AUGGAUCGCACCCACCAAUCAGAGUCCACGACCCGACCCGAAAACUCCGUCGUCCUCUCCAUCGACUGUCUCAAAGGAAGCUCAAAAAGCGAGGAAUGGAGCGGCGAUAUGCUUCAAACAGGAGACAUAGUGGAAGAGAUCAGGAUCGGUUCAGGACCCGGUUCUGCUACUUUCAAAGCUCCGUUUAAAGGAGGUAAAGCUUGGCUCCAGAAAGUUCUUCACAACUCAUACAAGAACAAAGAAACUUCGAUUGUUGUCAGAGUUAGACGUGGCUCCGAAGUUCUCUCUGAUCUUUCUGCUUGUAUUGUUCCUAACGAAUCCGCGGGCAAAAGACAGUACAUGCUUAGAUCCAUUGAUGACCCGAAUUAUACAGUUGGGUUCUCGGAUCGUACUGAGUCGGAUUGCCUCGGUAUACAAGCUUCAAGAGGAUCAAGAAUGGUGGAAGCAUUGGUGAGAGCCAAGCUUCAAGAUGGCUAUGUUUCAUAUCCAUGGGAAAGACGGAUGCAAGAAGCUCUACCAAUCUCCGGCUCAAGCAAUUUCCUCUCCAUUCUUUUUCUUCCCAAAGCUUCUGAUUAUGGAAGGGCGGGUUCUCGGUAUCACGACUUGGAAGACACACUUGCUCGUGCAAAUGCUUGGCUAAGUUGUUCACAAGCCAAUGGCGUACCAAUAGUCUUUAUGAAUAUACAGACUGAAUCUCUGCUCACUAAGAUAUCGGGAGAAACUGCCUCGGCAACAGUUAAUACAACAUCUCUUUCUGACCUGUCGAAUCUUGCAAACGCGAGUCUGUAUGGAUUUGAGGACUAUCAUGGAGUAGAUAUUGGUGUUGUGAGAGCGGUUCGGCUUUGGUAUGCUCCUCUUGGCGUUGAGUUGCCUCUUGAAAUCAAACUUAGAGAUGAUGAUACCAAACUUGGUUUCUCCAUUAGCCGCACUGAAGAGGGUUUCAUUUAUGUCUCCUCAGUAACGGACCACGAAGAUGAGAGUGCACCAGCUGCAAGAUCGGGCCUGAGCUCAUUAUACAGAGAUGCAGCCAAGGCGUCCCGUCGUCUUGUGGUUUCACGUGUUGGCAGCCAAAAGGUAUUGCCGUGGAUGGCUUCCUCUACAGGAGCCAUUCGCUGCUACGACACCGUUUCGCUCAGCCAGAAACUGUCGCUUCACCGUCACGCAAAGGUUUCCAUCAUCCUCCACGUUAUCCUCUGGGAUACCUCUGUCACUGCGGCUUUGUCCCCACCGCCCAGGAGCAGCAGCGUUGGUACCCACAUGUUAUUUAGUAACCAAACACUCGACUCGAGCGAGUUUUCGUGGCACCGAGUGGCUUCGCCACCACGACAGGUCGGUGACAGACAAGUGAUGCCAUUGCCGGAUGACGAGGAUGAUGUGUUCAGGUUGGAACGCGAGAAUGUGGGUAAUGCUUCGUUUAAGUUCCAAGAGAUCCCUUUUACUAACGAGUCCUUAUGA
Molecule: messenger RNA, 1455 nt
Organism: Eruca vesicaria subsp. sativa (arugula)
Lineage: Eukaryota; Viridiplantae; Streptophyta; Magnoliopsida; Brassicales; Brassicaceae
Source: the annotation of a GenBank genome assembly